ACUCGCGACGGAGGGUCGUGUCGUGUCCAUAAUGUAAUUUCUCGAACAACUUCUUACUCCUUUCUGCUAUCCUAGUACUAGUUUAACGAUACGUAUCAUGUAUUCUCUAUAGAAAAAAAUUGGUGCUCAAUUAAUACUUAAAGAUUAAGAAAGAUAUUUUUAUAUCGGCGCUUUGUUAUGGCGAGUUGUUAGUUUAGGUUUAGGGUUGUAGUCAAUUUUCGCGUUAGUGCAUUCAAGAUGAACUUCAUAGGCGCGGUCGGCGGCGACGGCGAUGACAGCGAUGACAAGGAAAAGGAAGAAGAGGCAGAACGCGAGCGGCAGGAAGCCAUCCGCGAGGCCGAGGAGCGGCGCAAAGAGAAGCACCGCAAGAUGGAGGAAGAGCGAGAGAAGAUGCGCCAGGAGAUCAGAGACAAGUAUAAAAUACCCAAGAAGGAGGAGAUUGCGGAGCAGCAGCAGCAGGAGCCCGACAACCCUCUCAUGAGGAAGAAGAAGACCCCCGAGGAGUUGGCAGCAGAGGCCGAGCUGGAAGACCAGGACGAGUUCACCAAAUUGAAAAACACCAUCGAAACGCAAGUGAACGAACUCAAGUCCCAGAUCGAGAGCAAGUGCGUGAUGCAGUGAGCAGCGCGCACCCACCACCCGAAUACAUGAUGUAGCUGUGCUGAGCCACCCACACCCACACCCACCCAUCCUCAACCCAAAGAGAUAUUUCGUUCAGGAAUUGUAAAUAUGAUCGCACACUAACCUGACCGCAUUUUCCGCACGCACGCGAUUCAAAUGAUAGCAUGGGACUCAAAUGUUAGCUCAACCAGCCACAAAUUGCAUAGACGACAUAUACAUUUUAAGAUAAAAUAAUAUCUAUUUUGUUUUCGGUUUAUGAAAUUGUUUGGUAGGGCGUUUAUGCCCGUGAGAAUCCUACGACUUAUAAAAAAGGAGCGAAAACUUAAUUUCCUAGUUAAUAAAUUACAAUAAUAAUGUUAAACAUACACCCUUAAAAACAGGAGAUAUAUCGUCAACAAUCAUGACAAAUAUGACAUGUCUUUUAAUUUUACAUGACGUUAAAAUAGAUACUAUAAACGAAAUAUAUUUAAUCUUUCUCUUGUUAAUGUGAUUUUAAAUUCGAUACAUUGGUAAAGAAAUGUCGAGUUUGAUGUCACAAUUUGCAAUAACGAGUUUUUUUUUAUACGAAAUAAGGGUGCGAAAGAUGAGAGGCUGAAGGAUGAGAUUCAGUCCUGUCAAAGAUUAUGAUUUCUUUGUCAUAAUCUCAAAAACACGAUUAAUUGACGUAGAAAGGUACUGAACUAAAUUUAAAUAAAUUUUAAAUUAUUUCAAGCCCAUAAAUGAAUAUAAAUCGAUGUAUAUAAUAAAAAAAAAUAUAUAAAUAAAAGUUCUUAGGGCGGUGCGUGCUGAUAUGGCGUCAUUUUAAUUUGUCGAAAAAAUGUCUGUGGCGAGUAUUGGUUAGUAUGCGAUCAGCAUAAAGGUUCACAUAGUAUAAUAGGCGCUCAAUCAAAUUUUGUAGACGAGAUACGGAUUCUAAAUUUUUUCGGAAAAUUAGACGGCUAGUGGCAAGUUUGUGGCGUUGGUGCUUUGAUAACGAGCAAUAAUAUUUUUAUACAUUCAUAAAGCGUGGAAGAGCCCUCGACCCUACCGAGAACACUGUCUUACAAACUAUAACGUUAGGUCAAAAAGUCAUCGCGAAGCCGGGCGAUCAAACAGCUGUAGUACUUAAUUGUGACAAAACCUAUACAUACUUACUUCGCUGGCUAUUAGGCGCUUGUUACUUACGCCAAUUCAGCACUUUCGAGGGAUCACUAUUAAUGACUUUCAUCUAUCCAGCUAUACUGAGAAGGUCCAAGAGCGUUUUUCUACUUACAGACAAAGCAUACCUUCUUAAUACGAAUAUUAGCUUCUCCAAAUGUCAAAGCUAGCGAAGUUGGCAAAGUAAACCCUAAUAACCUACCUUCCGUUAACUAUAACGCAGCUAAAGGUAUAUUUAACGAAAAAGCAAUAAUCAUGUGCUUGUCAUUAAAUCUAUGUUACUUAAGAGGAUCAAGGUUCUUUAUAUCAUUGUAAACAGGUCAAAUUACUUUCCAAAAUUUGGGACGUAAAAAUUUUGAUAGCUCUGUAGGAAGAAGUGUCAAAAUUUAUGUCACAUUGGAUAUUCGUUAAGAUUUCAGUGUCAUGAAGAAUCAAAACCCAGUGUGGGCUCAAAAUAGAUGAUUUAAUGUAAUAAUACUAAACGAAGAAAUUUGUCAUACCUGCGUUCUAGUUAACGGAUGUUGGAUUAACCAACUUGUUUUAUAUGUUGAUGCUUGUGAUAUAUUGUUAUUUAAGUGUAAAAUGAGUAAAUUUAAUAAAACAACUAAAACGGUGUAAUUAAUAAAUUGAAGGGAAAAUUAAAUUAAGAUUAGCACGCGUGUAGUGGCUUUAAGGCAUAUAAGGUUUAUAUUAAGACAGAUACUAGCAUUGUUGAAUAUCAGCGUCAAAUAAUUUGCGCCGGUCACUGGUUCGAAGGAGGUUUCACAAAAGCCUGAAACAGUGGUCAAUUUCUAUUGUCUUUUUCUAAACCUGCCUUAAGACAAUGCGUAUACAGACUUACUGGCGGCGCAGGAAAAUUACACAAAUCUUACGUCAUAUUAAAACUACGUCUCAGACAGGACUUAAAUUACCCUUUGUGACAGUAAAAUUAUACGAUACACGUAAAUAUUAGGCGCCAAUAUACACGCGGUUACACGCAGCGCAGUGCUUAUUUGUAAUAAUUAUUAUCUGUUCUGCACUGGACCUUAUUCUUUGUCACAUUUUCAUCAUAUAAUACUCGUGAUUGUGCUUUUGUAACGCCAAUAUUUACAAUAUCAUAUGAAGAGGUGUCACUGACGUGUUAAUACGCAUUUUUUGUCUGACUGAGUACCGCCUGUAAGUCAGCAUACGCCCAGUCUACUCGACUCCUGAUUUCUUCGUCUUCGGAGUUCAAGCGGUUACAUUGAAAUAACAAUGUAUUCAUGUUGUCUUAAAUCUUUAUAUUUGUUUUCAUCCAAAUUCCACUGGGCUUCUGUCUCUUGGCAUGCUCCGCUGUCUUCGUCUCUUCAACUUUUGCCUCGAAAUCUUUUGCAUGCGUGCUUAUGCAGUUUUUCGAUAUCGUGUCAGUGUAUUUUGUUUAGGUGUAUGAGCACUGGUCUGAAACCUUGUAGGACAUUUUUAGGGCAUACUUGAUAAAUGCUGCAAGUUUGUAGUUCACCUCUCGAUAAGGCCCUGAUUCUUUAUAACAUUAUGUCAUAUUUGGCUUCUCUUCAAAUUUGAUGUCAUGAAUUGUUGAGUGUCACGAUUUGACAGUCAUUGUGACAUUUCGUCGUAACCACGAAUACAUUUUGCAUUUUGUGACGUAUAAACGUGUGUUAAACUGCCAAGUGUAACUACAUAUCUUGUAAUUACGUUUGGGUUACUAUAAGAGUGUCAUAUCGAAUACGGGUCCAAGUAAGGGAGAAGGAAGAAGUCGCGUACUCCCUAAAAAUAUCCUAAUAAGUUUUGGGCUAUACCUACCUGUAAUUAACCUAGCCUUAAUAUCCACAUCGAAUAUAAUAGGUACAAUAUUGUAACUAACUGUGAAGACUUAGCAAUUUGGGUCUCACAGUUCAUAUUAAUUAGGCGUUGUAAUUUCGUUUUUGCAUGUCUUUAUAAUAUAAGAUCAAUGUUCGUUUAGAGUAAUGUAAAGAUAGGUAGCGAGUCCUCUUGUUGUUUUACGAUUAACUGUUGAAUCGAGUAAGUAGUUGACGCGAUUCGUAAUCGAUGUUUUAUGCUUAGGAUUAAAGUAAUGUUGUGCGAGCUAAUCUUUCGAGCGAUUAGCGUUAAGUAUUUGUGCUAUAUGUACAUAUAUACGUCGUCUCCUGACAUUUUGCGUAUGAAUGAUUGUGUGAUUGAAUGAUUCUACAACACAUAAACAGAACGCACACACA
This is a messenger RNA of Pararge aegeria (speckled wood butterfly), 3950 nucleotides long. It is a transcript of the gene cpx, whose product is annotated as complexin. Lineage: Eukaryota; Metazoa; Arthropoda; Insecta; Lepidoptera; Nymphalidae. The transcript is spliced from 4 exons. Bases 238 to 621 code for a protein of 127 amino acids. Gene Ontology annotation, cellular component: terminal bouton; SNARE complex. The record is from RefSeq and is a predicted model, not a curated record. Gene Ontology annotation, biological process: regulation of neurotransmitter secretion; synaptic vesicle exocytosis; neurotransmitter transport. Gene Ontology annotation, molecular function: syntaxin binding.